Messenger RNA from Schizosaccharomyces octosporus yFS286, 1097 nucleotides. RefSeq lists its product as uncharacterized. The transcript has a single exon. The coding region runs from base 383 to 811 and encodes 142 amino acids. Lineage: Eukaryota; Fungi; Ascomycota; Schizosaccharomycetes; Schizosaccharomycetales; Schizosaccharomycetaceae. The record is from RefSeq and is a predicted model, not a curated record.
UUACGAAAUUAACAAGAGUGCGAAAAAUACUAUGGAAAUUCAAGAAAAGAAAUACUGGUUCAAUGAUACUUGAGCAGCUGGUCCUCUGUACCUGAAUUUUUAUUGCCUUGUAAUUCAAAAAUUGUGCCGUCGUUGUUAAGCUCCCAUUGUGUGCACUAAUGAUUGUUUGGUCAUUACUGUUUGAGAUAUAUUACGAAAACAGUUGGUCAGGCUCUUCUCCAUCUUUCAACAUCAGUAACACUUAAAGGGUUAUUGUUAAAACCAAUUUUCCAAAAUUCGUUCAAUACUCCCCUUUAUAAAAAGAAGUAAGCAAGUAAGUCCUUGCUUGCCUUUUCGAAGUCGUCUUGCCUCUAAUACAUACCGACAUUGUAGCUCUAGAAAAAUGUCGGACGAUGCUUACCAGCAAUUUUUGAAUGCUGCAAAUGCUCCAGUUCCUUCUCCUCCCCCCAAAAGUCCUAGUCAAGUUCCUUCUCAGUGGAUGAAAAGCACAGAUAAUGUUCCUAGCUCUGCUCCAUUGAGCGCUUUGUCAGAACAAGUAAAAGGUCACUACUAUAUUAGUGAGUCAGAUGAAAUUUUUCAUCCUAUCUAUUUAGAGGAGAUUCCAAAGGAAUUCCGAAGCAUCAAUAAAAAAGAAUUUGAUCCUCGUGAUGAAUACGGAGCCAUUAUAAAAGCAGUUCAGAGCUGCUGCAACUCAAACACAGUACAGUUUUUUAGCUAUCAAGAUACAGCAUCUACAAUUAUUUACUAUAUUUUAAGUAAACUCGAAAAUGGCCAUUGGUGUGGCCUUACGACCAUGGAAGUUUCAACUUAAUUUUGGAGCUUGAAUGCACAGCGGUUUUACAUUAGCACACUAACUAAAGCUAUACUUUUAUACAACCAUUGUUUAAUAUUAUUUUGAUAAUGGUCUAAAUCAUGUCUUAUUUUUACAUAACAUUUAGCUAUUCCAAAGGACUGAAGAUAGUGGAUUCUCAAGACGUUUUCUCAUCGGAAUUUACUGGAGCUAUUGCAGGUUCAACAACUUCAGAAGAUUUCGGAUCUUGGGAAUCAGUAGCAGUAGCUGCAUUCGAAUCCUGAUUCUGAUUAGUAGCAUUAUUACC